This is a messenger RNA of Girardinichthys multiradiatus, 3900 nucleotides long. RefSeq names its product bromodomain, testis-specific (gene brdt). The record is from RefSeq and is a predicted model, not a curated record. Bases 386 to 3286 code for a protein of 966 amino acids. Gene Ontology annotation, biological process: positive regulation of transcription elongation by RNA polymerase II; chromatin remodeling. Lineage: Eukaryota; Metazoa; Chordata; Actinopteri; Cyprinodontiformes; Goodeidae. Gene Ontology annotation, cellular component: chromatin; nucleus. The transcript has 20 exons.
CAGGAAGUUGCCAUUUUGUUUUCGCUUACUUAGUUUUACUGUAUAGUUAGCUUUUUCGCUGGAACUACCUAAACUACCUAAAUUAGAACGGGUUUAUUAUUUAAUUAUUAAUGAAACACAUUGCGCGUGCGAGCCGUAACGCAGAGACCAAUCAGUCGUGGAGGCUUUGGCCGGAGGCUAUAAAUCUCAGGUGGUUGCCGUAGAGACGCCUGCCACUGAAGAGCUGAACUCGGGAGCCCGACAGAUUUCGGAAGUUGUUUAGGAGAGUGUGUGAUGAGCUCUUAAUUGCAGCAAAGCGCGGUCUCCAGGCAGCCCAUCCUCCCACCCCCACACCCCAACGACGGUUUUAAACAACAGCUCAGCUGACGUGAAAGCCUGCUUAACCAUGAGUGGAAAUCCACCUUCACCAGAGGUCAUAAAUCACAAGAGACCCGGGCGCCUAACCAAUCAGCUAGUGUAUCUGGAGAAGGUGGUCAUGAAAGCGCUGUGGAAACAUCAGUAUUCAUGGCCUUUUCGCCAGCCUGUGGAUGCUGUAGCUCUGGGUCUUCCAGAUUAUUAUAAAAUUAUUACAUAUCCUAUGGAUCUGAGCACUAUUAAGAAGCGACUUGAGAACAAGUAUUACUGGGAAGUAAGUGAGUGUAUAAAAGACUUCAGCGCUAUGUUCACCAACUGCUACAUGUACAACAAGCCUGCAGAUGACAUUGUUUUUAUGGCACAAACCUUGGAAAAGGCCUUUUUGCAGAAAUUGUCACAAAUGCCAAAGGAGGAGGAGGAGGUGGUUACUACAAACUCUUCUAAAGAGGCAAUAAAAGUGAAAAAAGCCCAUACAGAUGCAGUAAAGCACAAGUCUCGUAUAUCUGAAGUUGUUCUCCAGCAGAUGGUAACGGUCAUUCCUCCUGAUGUGGCUCAGAUCAACCCUCCCAAUCAAGUGUCUGCAAAAACACAUGCAACAAUUAAAAAAACCUUGAAGAGGAAAGUCCACGUGGCAACACCCACUACCUCAGCUUUCACAAACAGUGAGGUAUCCCCUGAUGAAGAACCUUCAGUACCUUGCACAUUGCUCUCCAGAACGAGCAACGGAAGGCCCAUCAAGCCUCCUAGGAAGGAUUUACCGUCUUUUGAGGACAAAAGGGUCAGAAUGUCUGAACAGCUCAGGUACUGCAACAAUAUCCUCAAAGAGAUGCUCUCAAAAAGGCACUAUGCCUAUGCCUGGCCCUUUUACACGCCAGUGGAUGCAGUGGCUUUGGGUCUGCACGACUACCAUGACAUCAUCAAGCAGCCUAUGGACCUAAGCACAAUCAAGAAAAAAAUGGAUCAGCAAGAGUAUGCAGAUGCCAAGGAAUUUGCUGCUGAUAUACGUCUAAUGUUUUCAAACUGCUAUAGAUACAAUCCACCGUCAAAUGAUGUGGUCUACAUGGCAAGAAAGCUGCAGGAGGUUUUCGAAGCCCGCUAUAUGAACAUACCCCAACAGCCAGAAGGGUCCUCCAUCUCUGUCCAGUGUGCCGACAACAGGAAAUCUAACAGAGCUGGAAGUCCCUCGACCUCAGAGAGUUCUCAGAGCGAAAACUCUUCUGAUUCAGAGAGGUCAUCGGAUGAGGUUGCCAUGCAGCUGGCUCAUUUGGAAGAGAAGUUGAAAGCCGUCAGGAAUCAACUGAAGAGACUUGCCAAAGAGCCUCUGAUAAAACCUAAGAAGAGAGAGAAAAUGAAAAAGGAAAAGCGAGCCAAUGAAAAGGGUCUUGCUCGACUAAAGAAUAUUUCUGCCAAGUACAACUCCAUAGUACAAAUGAUUUCGAAAUGCAAAAGCUCUUCUUUGCUUGGAGGCAGCCCCCACAAUGACGGAGUCCCAACAAAAUACAGUGAGAUUUUAUCAAUACCACUGAGUAGCCAGGAGAGGACACAGUUAAAAUCCAACAUUGACAAGCUGCCCAGCAAAAAACUGAUUGAGAUGGUGAACCUCAUCAAGAGUAGGGAGACUUGUGUAGAAGCGUCUGAAUCUGGAGAGGUGGAAAUAGACUUUGAAAAGCUCAAAACGUCCACACUGAGAGCCGUGCAGCAGCUUAUUUCAUCUAAUCUCAGUAAAUGCAACAACGGCAGAAGCAAAAAAAAUGUGUUGAUCCCCCAAGGACUAAAGUGUGGAAAAACAUUAAAUAUCAGCAACAAAAAGCACACAUUGAAGAAACAGAAGCCAUUAGUUGAGGUGUCUGCUAACCAGAGCCACCUGUCACCCUUCAGCAAAAGCAGCAGCUCAUCAGACAGUUCUGGCAGCAGCAGCAGGGCUAGUAGCUCGAGCUCCAGCACUUGGGAUGGUAGUGACUCUGAAUCAGUGCCAAAAAUAAAGAAAAGGUGUAAAGAUCCCUGUCAAAAAGCGCAUCAACAGGUGACACACAAUCCCAGCAAUAACCAGGUAUCAGAGACCAGACCUUCCUCAAAGGCCUCGAUCAGAACCCGUCAUCCUUUACAUCCCAUUAAGUCCAUGGUUCCAGAAACUAAAUAUGAUCUAACACAGCAAACUGCAGGCCACAUUUAUGAUGUGCUGCCCAUCUCACCUCAAGAUAUGUGUACGCUCUUAUCCCCCAUGGCUUCUCCUGGAGUGCUGCCAGAUUGGGCUGCAGCCAGAUUUCAGCAGGGUCCAGUGCUGUCCCCUCUCACAGAUAGUCCAUUGCUGUGCAAAGAAGAGACGGGUUGCAUUGAUGUGACAGAUUUCAGGGACCCUGAGGAUUUUUCUGACAGCCAGGGGAGCAAUAUACCUCACAUCCAGACCACAAGUACAUCAACUGAAGAAGAAAAAUCACAAAUUACUAAAAAGGGCAUUUUCCUGAAAAAUGCUGAUUCUUGGGCAAAACUAGUCAGACAGUCAGCCACUCCAGCUGCUAUCAAGGCCUCUAAGGACAGCUUCCAGCUGUUCCGAAAGGCCGCCAUGGAAAAGGAAGAACGGGAGAAAGCAGUGAAAAAGAAACCAUUGGAUGAAACCGGAGAGAUGGAGGCUGCUGAAAGGAGCAGCCUUCAAGGCUUGUGUAAAACAGAAGAACCUCCUGAGAAGAUUGAACAAGAUCCCGAUGUGCUAGAGAGCAUCUGCCCAGAGGCUGGAUUGGAUGCUACCAAACGUGUCCAGAAGCAAAAAUCUCCAAGUGAAACAAAGCCUCAAACCCAACAGUGUUGUAUGGAUAAAGAGCGAGAGCUGGCCCGAAGGAAAGAGCAGGAACGUCGCAGACGGGAGGCUAUGUCUGGUAUUGACAUGACCAUGCAGCGGGACAUCAUGACUACAUUUGAACUUUACCUGGACUGAUGAAUGAAGCUGUAAACUAAAGCUGUACCUCCAAGGUCUUUGCUUGUCCUGGGUUUAACAGUGUGAGCUGUGUCAGGAAACACAACCUUAAACAUGCCAUUGAGCCUAAACAAUAAACUUGUGCGCAGACAUAAAAGGUCACAUGGAAAUAGAUCCUUCCUUCUGUUUAGCAUUUGGUAUUUGCACUAAUUCACUCUUGAGCUUCUUAUAAAAUGUUUAUAGCACUGGUAUUAUUUGAACUCUCAUUUCCUGCAUUGUCCUUUUUGCUACAGUUUUUUGUGUUUCUGUUGUCAAAUGUUAAGUUCUGUUUGUUUUAAUUGAUCCCUUUCAGUUGAUUGACACAAUAUUACAGUGAUUUUUUUUUUUUCCUCAGACGUUUCAGUUUCAGUCACAUGUACAUCAUACAUUUCUGUGUUACAGUAAUAUGCUAAUAUGUGGAAUGAUGAAUAGGGUAUUAAUAUUUCAGUGUUAACUGUGCAUGCACUGCCUGUCUGGUCAUACAGUUCUGACUGUUAAGCAGUUAUGAACAAUAGUAGCAUAUCAUCCAAGCUGUUUGUAUAUGUUCUCAAAGGUUUUCUUUUAAUUAACAAAAUAAAGCUAUUUUCACUAAUCAA